AGAAAAAUAUUAAUAAUGUACAACAUAAUAAAAAAAUUAAAGUAAUCGAGAGUUGAGAUUCGACAGAACUUCAACAACCAGAAUUGUAUACUAUUGUUACUAACGUAAACAGAGAUGGAUUUCCUAACAGAUAAAUAAAACACAUGAAAAAAUAUCUAAAUAGUGUUUACACCUAACAGAUUACCUAUUUUAAAGUGUGUUCAUCGACACUGAGUGUAUACUACGUUGAUUUAUGUUGAAAAUAAAACAGCUAAUAUUGGAAAGUUUAUCCAAUCUUGGCGCAGCCAGCAGCAGUUACAGAUUCACAUCCAUUUGGACCAGUGACACAUUGUGCUAAAAAUAAAAUUUGGGUACUGGCCAGUUUCUUUGUCAUGAAUAGUUUACAAACAGAUAAUCAUUGUCAAAUUUUUGACCCAAAUGGACAAUUUCCCCUAGAAAUUGAGUCAUCACUACGAUUACCUUUAGACAGUUCAAUGAGAAUAAUUUUUACUGGUCAUUACAAUGGGUUUGGAGUUGAAGUAAGGGGUAUAGAGGAAAUGUCAAUGUUGUAUCAUAUGGGUUGUUUUGGUAAGGGAACUAAGUCUCGAUCAAAGCCAAAAUCAAUCAAAAAUGAUAGUAGCCCAUCUAUUAUUAGGAAGAGGCAAUAUUUAAAAAGAAUUUACUGGAAUAAAAAGUUUGAAUCUUUUAAUAAAUAUCCAGAAACUGAUAGUUAUUUUAAACAUAUUGAAGAUUUAAGAAAAAAGAUAAGAAAUGAUACUAAACAUCUCAAAAGGAAUGUUAUAGAUUUGGUGUCCAGUGAAGAUGAAGUUUGUGAAGAUAACCAAUAUGAUGAAUUACGCCCUCAAUGUGUUUUCAGCAACAAGCAUGAUAUUGUAGUUAUUGUUCCUAAUAGUGACUCUGAGGAUGAUGAUUAUUUUGCUAACAUGAAGCCUAAAUGCUGUAUUAACAAAAUUAAACUAGAGGAAAAGUUAGUACUUACUAAACAAGAAGCUUUCUUUCUUGUGUAUGGCUUAGGAUGCUUACAAGUAUUCAAUGCAAAUAAAUUACUAACUGUCAAAGAAUGCUGGAAUCUCUUCAUUGAGGGUGAUAUUAACUUUAUUUCCAAGUACAUUGUGUAUCAUUAUUAUAGAGCCAAAGGUUAUAUUGUCAAGCCAGGCUUAAAAUUUGGAGGGGAUUUUUUAAUCUAUAAAGAGGGUCCAGGAAUCAAUCACUCAGAUUAUAUUGUAGUUAUAAAACACAACAAUGUGGAUUACAAUAGCUGGCUUACUAUUUUAGGUCAUGUUAGAAUGUCUGCUACUACUGUCAAGGAAAUUCUGAUAAUAGAAGUGAUUGAACCAAAAACAGAGAAUCUUAACCUACCUAAAGAGUUAAAUGCAUAUAGUGUCAAGGAAUUACUUCUAUCACGAAAUAUUCCCGUAACAAUAAAUGAUGACAUAGACUAAUAAA
Molecule: messenger RNA, 1446 nt
Organism: Pieris rapae (cabbage white)
Lineage: Eukaryota; Metazoa; Arthropoda; Insecta; Lepidoptera; Pieridae
Gene: Tsen2
Product: tRNA-splicing endonuclease subunit Sen2
Exons: 4
Coding region: 372-1442 (356 amino acids)
Biological process (GO): tRNA splicing, via endonucleolytic cleavage and ligation; tRNA-type intron splice site recognition and cleavage
Cellular component (GO): tRNA-intron endonuclease complex
Molecular function (GO): nucleic acid binding; tRNA-intron lyase activity
Source: RefSeq, a predicted model, not a curated record